Ixodes scapularis (black-legged tick) is the source of this 2374-nucleotide messenger RNA. RefSeq lists its product as uncharacterized. The coding region runs from base 195 to 2090 and encodes 631 amino acids. The record is from RefSeq and is a predicted model, not a curated record. Gene Ontology annotation, molecular function: DNA binding. The transcript has 6 exons. Lineage: Eukaryota; Metazoa; Arthropoda; Arachnida; Ixodida; Ixodidae.
UUCGUGGAACCCCAGUGGCUAUUCUUUUUGCGAGAGUGAACCCGCAAUCCUACUGCGCCAGAGAGACGCUUCCCAACAAUUUCUUCUGAACCGUGCUGGACGCGGAUCUUCAAGGUCGCGCACCAGUUGUCAGAGCUGAAGACGAUAAAACCCCUCACGAAAGCCAUUCGCAAGCAGUUGUCGUCACCUGUAGGAUGGCUACGGCAAGUGCAGCUUCAUCGCCUUGGCCAGGACUCAAUAAAUACUUCGAACUGACAGAAGCCAAAGAUGACAAUUUAAUCUUUAAGUGCCUUCUGUGUCAGCCACAGCUGAAGCUCUUAAGUUGUGCCAAGUCCUCAAGCUCCAACCUGAAGAAGCAUGUAAAGAAACUACACAAACAAAGCUUGGCUGCGUUCGAGGCCCUUUCAACAAAAAAGAGGGGAAUCAUUCAAGCGUACGAGAGCCCUGGAGCGAAUUCCACACAGCCAACAAAGCAAGCCAAGAUCGACGACUUAGUCCGCCAUCAGUCCGUGCCUCAGGUGCAGCUUGACAGACUGGUUGAAGAUUUUGUUAUUAAUGCCACGCAGCCUUUCUCGGUGGUGGAGGAGCCUUCAUUUGUGAAGUUACUAAAAGCAACAGCCCCAGAGAGGAACGUGCUCACGCGUCCGAUGCUCAUGACACGCCUUAAGGCGCGCUUCGAUGCCCUGAAGGACAGUUUGCGCUCAACGUUUCAGAAGCUCCAGUUUGUGGCAGUCACCGCGGACUGCUGGACUCGCUUUCACAGGUGUUACCUUGGUGUCACGGUCCUUUGGCUGGACCCGACAACUUUAGAAAGAAAGGUCGCUGCCUUGGCUUGCCGCCGUAUGCACGGGAGCGUAACUUUUGAGCGGCUUGCCACCACUCUAGAGGAGAUAUUCAACGAGUUCGACCUUCUGGGCAAGAUUACGAAAGUCAUCACGGACAGCGGGUCGAAUUUCGUGAAAGCUUUUCGGAUCUACGGUGAGGAGGAAGCCAACGAUGAAGACGAAGAAAAUUGUCAGCCAGUGCAUUUAUGUUCGCUGAUCGAGAGCGCCGAAGAAGGAAGGCACCGCCUGCCACCCCACCACCGGUGCUCAGCACACACUUUGAACCUCAUCGCUACCGUUGACGCGGCUCGUGCAGAGACUGUUGAUCAGGAAUAUUCCACGAUUAAGCAAAGUGUGUUCUCCAAGUGCCAAAAGCUCUGGAAUAAGCAGGGACAGUCCGCGCAAGCAGCUGAUCUGAUCAAAUCCCACUGCGGAAUCUACGUGCCUCGGCCAAAUGUUACAAGGUGGAACUCUACCUUCAAGGCCAUGGAGGCUAUCAACACGUUUCUAGAAAGGGGAACAGACCUAGACGUCCUCUUCUGCAAGCUAGGAAUUCCGAGGCUGCUGCCACCUCACGAGCCCAACUUCAUCAAGGAGUAUUGCAGGGUCAUGAAACCUGUCUGCUGCGCCCUGAAUGUCCUGCAAGGUGACAACCACAUUCACAGUGGCUAUCUGCUUCCGACGCUGGACGUCCUCAUCAAGAAGAUCGAGUAUGAGAAGAUGGCUGGAUUGCGCUACUGCGGACCUCUAGCUGUUUCUCUGUUGGCCGGAAUUCACAAAAGGUUCGACAAUGUGAUGAGUCAGAAGGACCUGCUGGUUUCCGCUACACUGCUCCCGAGAUUCAAGCUGUCGUGGAUUUCGGAUGAAGCCAAGCGAAAUGCGGCCCUCGCGGCCGUCAAGAGCGAGCUGACAGUCUCUUCGCGGCUUGUCGAGAGCCCGGCUUCCCCACUAAAAGCGAACGCAGCAGAAGAGGAUUUCUUUGGAAACCCGUUUGGAAAUGCAUGCACCUCCGUGUCCGGGGAUGAUGAGCUUUCACGGUACUUUCUGGUACCACACAACUUUGCACUGACGGAGCUAAAAAACAGCUUCCCUCUGAUGCACAAGCUGUUUCUCAAAGUGAACACGGCUGUACCAUCGAGCGCAUCCGUUGAACGCCUAUUUAGCGUAGGCGCGGACGUGUUUACCAAGAAGCGAGGUAGAAUGUCUGAUGCCAACUUCGAAAUUCAGCUGUUGCUGAAGUACAACAGCGGAGUGUGCUUCGGGUAACGGAGGAACUUGUUCACAGCAACUACCGGUACUUCGACAUGUUGUGAAUAAAAUACAUUCAACGUUUCAAUCUCGGCUGGUCUUAAUUUCUUUGCUAAUGAGGGAGGUCGGUUCUUCUGUUAAGUUCCGUGCCAACAUGUCAUAAAUCAGCUUCAUAUAUACUUCCGCGUUUUUCUUUUAACUAUUCGGGUGAAACCCUAAAAAAGAGAGCGUAAUUAAGUUUCCGCAUGGACAUAUUUUAGCUAUGGCGCUUACGCACAUAUCAAACGUCGAAACAGCAAAUG